Molecule: messenger RNA, 4363 nt
Organism: Schistosoma rodhaini
Lineage: Eukaryota; Metazoa; Platyhelminthes; Trematoda; Strigeidida; Schistosomatidae
Source: the annotation of a GenBank genome assembly
UUUUAAUCCAAUUAACAAACUCAACUAUAGAUCAUCUUCAUCUUGAUGAAUCUUGUUUUAUGUAGGUGUUACUUUGAAUGUAUUAUGAAGAGAGACAGAGGAUUACCUUUUUUUUUUGUUUUUUUUUGUAAAAUGUCUGUAUAAAAAUUGGAGUAUUUAUAAGCACAGUUAUGAUUAACUUUGCUACAAAUUCAUUUUUAUUAGCACUGAUAUAAAUCAAAUAUACUGAUGACAGUAAAUCUAAAUCUAAAACAUUCAUAACUCUGUUUGUGUUGGAUAAUUUAUCUUACAGUUAUACUGUGUUGAAGAAUGUUUUAAAUCUGAUAUUAAACAGACAAACAAAAUGGGAACAUUACACAGGAUUAUUGGAUCAUAAAAGUUUAUAAUCAAAAUAGUUAUAUAAAUACAUAAUUUUAUUUUCAAAACAUUGAAAUCAUUCAUUAGCAUAUUGAUAUAUCUAUCCCUCUCUCUAUAAAUAUAAUGAAACAUUUGAAAGUUUCAAUUUAUUCAAUUCAUUCAUUUAUUUAGACAAAUUAAUGAAAUGAAUUUAUUAAAUUUAAUUGAUUAUUAAUAAUAAUAAUAAUAAAAUUGAUCCGGAUCAAAAUGAUUAAAAAGUUUUCUUGAUUAAAAAAAAAAAGGAAAAGAAAAAAAAAAGGAGGAAACAUUUUUGUUUUUGUGAUCUCUAUUUGAUCUAAAUUUAGAUUAGAAUUUUUAUAUGAUGAUUCAAUAAUGAAAAUGAUAUCAAGUUAUUGUUUAAUCAUAUUACUUAAUAAAUUGUAUUACAUUGGAAUUUUAUUGAAUCAAGUUUAUUCAAAUAAUCAGCCAUACGGUGGAGCUCAAUUAAAAAUUGAAUGGGAUUAUGACAAUCCAGCAUCAUUAUUAGAGAAUGGACAAAUUUGUGAUCGUGUUGGCGGAAAAGAAUGUGAUGUUUAUUUCACAUUAUGUCUAAAAAAUGCAGCCUCAGUUGCAGAUGACAUAGAUAAAUGUCAUCUACUUCAGCAUACUACACGUGUAUUUGAUAAUGCUGGUUACUUGGAGUUUCGUGAAGGUGAUGGUAUUGAGAUUUUUGUACCACAGCCUGUUCCUAAUGAAUACACAUUCACGUUGGGUAUAUUUGAACAAGAUAUUUUUGGAUCCGUUGAAGUGAUUGGUACAUUGGUAGCUAAUCAUUUUUCAUUAAUACCAACAAACAAUUGGACAAAUAUAAAAAUUUCAAGAGAAAAUGAUCAAUAUAAAAAUAUCAUUUACGUUAAUGUAAGAAUGCGUUUGAGUUGCGUGAAAGACUAUUAUGGAAAUCAUUGUCACAUAUUCUGUAAACCAGAGCCAUCACGAUAUACUUGCAGUUCAGAUGGUUCUUAUAUUUGUCUCCCAGGACUUCGAGGACCAAAAUGUGAUAAAGAGGAUUCAUGUUACUAUGAGCCAUGUGCUGAUCAUGCCACAUGUGUAAAUAAAGAUGAUGAGACUGGACGUAUAUGUUUAUGUAACGGGCAAGAAAAACCCGAAUGCUAUCCAAAUUACAAUCCAUGUGAUUCAAAACCUUGCCAAAAUGGUGGUCAAUGUAGGUUAGCUGGACAUUAUAAUGAGAGUUUCAUAUGUCAUUGUACUGAACAAUGGACAGGUCAUAAAUGCAAUGAAAGACGUUCGGCAUGCUUAGAGGAGGCAGCAAAAGUUCAACGUCAUAAUAAUUUGUCCACUGAUCAUUACAACAAUUCAACAGAAGUAACUUCCGUUUGUCUAAACGGCGGUACGUGUUUUGAUCAUCCAAUCAGAUUUGAAGUUCGUUGCGUAUGUUUACCUGGUUGGAUAGGAGCUAGAUGUGAAAUACCUGUUGAAGUAGAAACACCAAACUCAAAUUGGAUAUUAAUAACACUCAUCAGUGUCGGAGGUAUUCUAUUUAUCACGGUUGUUCUACUUACAAUAGGAAUUAUCUGGAAAUGUUUCAUCAGGAAACGUAAGGUACAAUAUUUAAAUAAACAUGGACCUAUUGUAUUAUAUCACAAUCCUCGAAAUUCAGCACAGUCCAAUUAUGGUAGCUCAUGUCCGCUCAACCAACAUUUCAUGAAUAUCACAUACGAAGAUACAUCUAAUAUUCCCCCAUUAAUUACAAAAUCACCAAAUGCUGCUUACAGUAGACAAUUAGAACCAAGUACAAUACCUGACGAAUAUGAUGAGUGUGAUCCACUAGGUAUAUAUGCUGGUACAGGAAUAUAUGAAACUGGAUUUCCACCAGAUGAAAAUAUAGAAGGUGUUGAUAAUAAAGAUAAUCCAUUAACAACAAUAGGAAGAAUAUCAGAUCCUUUUAAUGAAAGUGCACCUCCUUUACCUGAUCGAUCGGAAACAUAUGGUUCUCCAUCGAUUCAAAUGGUCUAUGACUUCAAUCAAACAAUAAAUAAGCAAAGACCACAAUCACCGUCAAACGUAAGUACAUUUACAAAUAAUUUCAAUGAUUCAACUACAUAUCGAUCUAUUAUGAAUCGUGACAAUAUAACAAAUGUUUCAAUAAUUAAUUCACCUACUUUUGAGAAUCGACCAAAAAUUUAUAGACGAACUUCAAGUGUUUGUGACGCGUAAAUAAUUUAUUUUUUUUUUCAGUAAUUCAAAUCUAUUCAUUUGGAUGGAUAUUUAAUAUAACGGACUAACAGCUGAACUUGACAAAAUGAUUCGCCUCACUUCUAAUCAAAACCAAAAACAAUUAAGUUUUAAUAAUCAAUAUUUUGCAAUUAUGCAAUAGUUUCCAAAUCCCUUUUGUUUUUUUAUAAUUUGUAAUGGUUUAUAUUGAUGUAUCGUUUUUUUUUAAAAAAAUCACAUUGAUUAGUUUAUAAAUAAAUAAACUUGUUUUAAGCCAUAAUGUUUUAAUAGAGUUUAAUAAUUAGCAGUUAUAUUUUGGAUUAUUUCAAUACCUUAACAAUUAAACAAGGAACAUUCAGUUUUAACACUUUGAACUGAAUGAGACAUCGUAAAUGUUCAUUACCUUAUUAUUGAUAAACCGGAAAUCUUUUAUCAAUUUGUACUUUAACUGGUAAAAUAUCUUCGAAUGUUCCAACAUGAUAACUUUAUACUUUGUACCACCUUAAUGUAAAUUCUGAAAUCAGUUUUCAUAUAGUAAUUUGUUAGUAAGAAUUAAUUUUCAUUUUUAUUUGAACUAAACAUUCGUUGAAAACUUAUUGAAAAUAAGAUUCUUGACAAUGAUUACUUUGUCAAGAAUUAACACAUACUAUAAAAUGAUUAUACUGAACUUUAUAAAUUCUUGAAUCUACAACCUAUAAGAAUCUAAGGAAAUCGCGUUACCAAUAAAGCAAUGAUAAUAAUGAAUCCAGUCAUUCAUUGAUCUUAGAGAUUAUUCAAUUUAAGGUCGAUGUUCUUUUGUCAUGGACGGUUAUCAAUAGAAUAUAAAUUGGAAUCAAUUAGCGGUGAAAAUUUGUACUUUAGUUUGUGACUCCUCAGUAUUCAGUACCCACGACCACAAACGUAAUGCAGAUAAAACACUUCAAGUGAUUACCAAACGUAUUAUUCUUCUAGACCACGUAAUUGGAAUCGAGUGGUCCAUAUUUUAAAACUGAAGUGCGAAAAUAACCUGAUGCUACUAGUGAUACUUAAGUCAGUAGUAUGGGCUAUAAUCGUGAACUACGUGACUGCACAGUGUUCUUCAGGACACAGUAGGACAGCGGUUGCUUUCCGUGUUCGAUUAUCGACCAGUUCUUGUUGAAACAUCAAUAUAUGACUGUGAAAAAUACAGAACUUUAUUGAGAUUAUAGACCGAUCUAAUUUGAAUGACUAUUAAAAAUCUAGAAGCAGUAAAUGAGCAUUUCGUCCUCGCAUCGGACUCCCCAGAACUGCAUAUCCACGAUCUCGAAUUCAAGACUUUCAGUCUCGCACGCAAGCGCUUAAACUCUGGUUCGUUGAGAUGACGUUCAGUGGUGUGUUUGUCUAAAUUUAAUCAUUAUGUGACAUCGGGCGAUCAUGAUCCAAUAUCUUCAGUAACUUCUUUCCUAACACCUGACGUAGUUGAACCCUAUGAAUGAGACUUUUCUGUUGUUGAAAUAUUUGUGGUUCAUCUAUGCUAGAGAUACUUUACUACUACGCAAUAAAUGAGGUAUUAUUAAACUAGAGACAAUAGUUUUUAAUUCAUAAGAAUAGACCAGAUGAAUCAACUUUACUAACCAUACUAUUAAAAUAUACUGAUAAGUGGAUUGUAAGAAUAUUUCCAAAUGUAUCUCUGUUUGCAUAAAUCUAAACUGAAAGGUUUAUAAUUCACAAAAUCCUCCCCCUCCCCCCAAUAAUUUAUCCUGUCAUUACUAAAUUUAAACUUAUGAUAAUUUGAAUGAAAAAGUUUCAAAGAUACAAAUAAACAUAACAAUUAUAG